Messenger RNA from Patiria miniata (bat star), 3067 nucleotides. It is a transcript of the gene cfap221, whose product is annotated as cilia- and flagella-associated protein 221-like. Gene Ontology annotation, biological process: cilium movement; cilium assembly. The coding region runs from base 250 to 2952 and encodes 900 amino acids. The record is from RefSeq and is a predicted model, not a curated record. NCBI's taxonomy places the organism in Eukaryota, Metazoa, Echinodermata, Asteroidea, Valvatida, Asterinidae. The transcript has 21 exons. Gene Ontology annotation, cellular component: cilium.
UUCUGCUCUGUUCUUGCAGAAAUGAAGAUCUAAACGGUGAACCAGUGGUGUAAAAUGUCAAAGACAUGAAUGGGAAAAUAUCCCCGUCGCUGUGCAUUUGCGUACGAUUAAUUUUUUGCUUUUGACAACGUUUGAUGUGUUAAUAACAAGUACGAAAUUUGAACCAUUUGGGGUGCCAACGAUCCCAUCUUCCAAGUAGUAGCCAGAUAUAUUAUCUCCAGCUUCCAGCAAGGAUUUGAAGAUGCAACCAUGGCAUUGGCGACACCCUUGAGCCAAGCUAACCCUUCAACCAUGGCUGGCAAUAAUCACCUGCCAGGGAUGCGCACUAACGGCAUCGUCAUGCCGGAGAUGGACUCCCUGGUAGCACCCCAGAAGGCCAGACCGGUGCCCAACCAUCUGCUGGACACGCAAAUGUUCCACAAGGUGUCCCACAACUCUGUUGUUCAGGCAGAGCCGUCGGCAGUCCACUUCACAGGAUUUGAGCCUGGCAAAGUGCAUAAGCAGAUACUGCGUUUAAUCAACAUCUCAUCUGAGUGUCAGAACAUGCACAUCAUUCCUCCGUCGACGCGCUACUUCAAGGCCUGGUACGCCAAGCGGGAUCGGCUGGUACCCGGCAUGGCAGUGGAGGUAGAGGUGGAGUUCAGACCAGAUGAGUGGCGUUACUACUACGACUGCAUCAGGAUCCAUUGCCAGGAUGAGGAGAACUUGCUGGUACCUGUGCAUGCAUAUCCUGCUAUGAGCACCGCUGAGUUCCCUGAAGUCAUCAAGUUCCCUCCAGUCUCCAUCUCAGAGAGCCGUACAAGAGUGAUACCUCUGCGCUGCGACGCUCCCGUGGACUUUGAGUUCCAGCUGACUUUCCUCCAACCCCACCCAGCCUUCACCGUUGAGCCGAUGAGCGGCAUCGUCCCCGGCAACAGUGAGGUCAACAUCACCGUGACCUUUGCCCCGACAGAGUUCAGUACGGCGCUGAUGAAACUCCAGCUGGUGACGUCACAGUUCAAUUCCAAACCUUUAGUGUGCUUGGUGUCGGGGUCCUCAGCUCCAGGACUAGCUGAAGCUGAGAUGGCCGCUCGUUGCAACGGCCACGCCUCCAGGCCCAGUGACUCCCUCCUAGACCCCCAUUCCAUCUCCCCCGUGGCCAUGGCGCGCAGGAAGAAACGCACCAAGAGCAGGAACCGGACCAGCUCCCGUGAUGCUCUGGCUACCUCCAAGGAGAUUGAGAGGGAUGGGGUACGCUUCCCAAGCAACCUAGACACUCAGCAUUCAGUGAACACGGUCCUGAUGCAGCAGGCUGGCAAGCUGAGGGCUAAGGAGCUCAGGGAAGCUGUUCUAGCAAAACAAGAUGCAGUUCCUAACACCAGACAGUUAAAGGAAGCACUAUUUGAUCAUGAAGUGAAGCAAGAUGUCCUUUCAGAGAGGAGAAAUCAGCUCAGAUGGCAAGUUCACCUGGGCAGAGAUCAAAUCACUGCCACAGCCAGAGAGGAGAUCCUACAGAGCAGAAAAGAAGCAGUCAAGGAGUACCAUUUCCAAAGAGGAGACCCAUUACCAGACAUUGAGUUCAACCGGUCCUGCACCACCUGCACCCAGCGACGCACCCACCGGACGGUAGAGUCUAUCCCCCCUCCGGUAGCCAUGUUUGACCCCUACACCAAUGACCCCUGGGCCAUGAAGCACCGAGCCUUGGGCCACUUCCAGCAGGCUGCCAUGAGGGUCAUUAUCCAGCUGAGGGUGGAAGGCAAGAGGAAGAUGAUCCGCAAACUGAUUGAGGAUUACAGGACGGGCAGGGCUGGCAGGGAACAAUCAGCCACAUAUGGUGAAGAUCAGGACAGCCAGAUCAAGGAUAUCCCUUUAGUCAUUGAUGCUGAGAAGGUGCAACCAUACGCCUUCCCUACCUACACAGCGCCGGACUUCAAGGAUGACAUGGCCCCUGAUGCUCUGGGCAUUGUACCUGCAAAGUCCUCUGAAGUGUUUGUCAAGAGAAAAGUGCCUUUCUUCAAUCUGAAGGUACCACAGCAAUACAGACUCAUGAGCUACGUCCCACAUAACAUCCAGGAUGCAUCCAGUGGCUAUGUACCACCAAGGCUCAUCAGACCACUGAGAACCGGUGCAGAGGAUGAGAUAAUCAAUGUUCCAGCCCCUGAGCCUGCAUGGACAAAGGAACAGGCCAUUUCCGAUGUAGGGGUGUCUCCAGAAGAGACCAUAGAGCUGGCAUUGAGAGAGACUGGACCAGUGGAGCUAACGCCUCCAUCGGCGCUGUUCAGGCCUAUUGACUACCCCCCUCUGCACAUAUUUAACCCAGCCCCUGGCCUGCAGGUCUUCAUGCCCCCUCUUCCCUACGCUGAAGUAGAUGCUGACUUCCAUCUCUGCCCUCUGCCAAGAUAUACCCACAAGGAUCCCAGCAAUAAACACGGCACUACGCUCAAGAAGUUCCUGGACAGAGAGGAUGUGAUACGCAGCACAAUGCAGUGGAAGAAGUUCCCAUCCCAAGGUCUGGUGUCCCUGUCCAAUACACCCACACUGACCAACGUAUGGGUGCCCAGAUGGACGGAUCCUUUUAGCACAGACCUUCUUCCAGGCGACGUCCCUUCCUUAUUAGAUGGACUUCCAGUUGAGGACAAACCCAAUGUUAUAGAUCAAUCUGAUGAUGAGGCUGAUGCUGAGGAGAAACCUGAGGCAGUUAGUCUGGCUCCGGGCAUGGUCAAUGCAGAAUUCCCAUUGGUGCAACACACACAAGCACCGGACCGGAAAGACAGUGAUGAGUUUCCAUAUGGUAGCAAGCUUCCAGCUCACAAUAACCCAGUCAGCAGUACGGGGCCUGUGCCACGAGAGAAGCGUGAGGCGGAGUUGGAAGUAUUCCUGCAGAAACGCUACAAUCGUCUGGGUGACAAGGUAGAGUCCAGAGUAACUCACAUGAAUAACUUGGCUACUCAGCCUGAUCUGGUUCUCAAGUGAUCCAUCCAGAAAUCAAGGCUCUUCAUUCAUUUCAGUAGCAAUUGAAAGCCAUUUUGUUUUUUAAAAUAACUUUUCACUUCUUUUAUAUUGAAAUUGAUAUUUAUAUCGAUAUUGG